Molecule: messenger RNA, 360 nt
Organism: Closterium sp. NIES-65
Lineage: Eukaryota; Viridiplantae; Streptophyta; Zygnematophyceae; Desmidiales; Closteriaceae
Source: the annotation of a GenBank genome assembly
AUGGUGCGGAUGCGGGUCGUGGUGGGCGGCUGGGCGGCAGCAACAGCGUGGGGAAGGUGCGGCAGGGCAAGAAGGGCGGUGGAAACUGCAGUGGCGGGUCCGGCUCGAGCAACGGCGGGGGCGGAGGCGGAGGGUCGGGGAGAAUCGCGGCGGCGCGGCAGCGGUGCUGGUCGGCAGGGGUCAGGGCAGCAGCAAGGCCGUGGGCGUGGCGCAGGCGCAGGUGCAGGCGUGGGUGGUGGUGGUGGUGGUGGUGGUGGUGGUGGUGGUGGUGGUGGUGGUGGUGGUGGUGGUGGUGGUGGUGGUGGUGGUGGUGGAGGACGUGCAGGCGGAGCGGGCGGCAUGAGCGGAGGGGCGGGGUAG